AUGUCAGAAUCUUACGUGUUUCAACCAACGGAGAUCGUCCUUGCAAAAGUCAAGGGCUAUUCAGCUUGGCCAUCAAUGAUCAUUCCAGAGGAAAUUAUUCCUGCAAAUGUCAUGAAAUCAGAACAUAUGAAUUCAGAUGGUGAUGAUGGUGACUCAGAGUCCGAUAUUGAUACUACUGAUACCGACAAGUACAUUGUUUAUUCAGAUAUUCUUUCUUUUAAAAAGUUUACUAAACCAAAUGAUUCAUAUUGUGUGAAAUUCUUUUGUGAUGAUUCAUAUAUUUGGGUCAAACAUCAUGAUUUAUCUAUACUCACAAUUGAAGAAUGUCAAGAUUGGUUAAACUCUACUAUAAGGAAAAAUAAGAAAUUGAUUCCUGCUUAUGAAAUGGCCCUUAAUGGAUUGGUCACUAAAAAUGGAAUUGAUGUUUGGGAGUUUGUUGAAUAUGGUUCGAUGGGUAAAGCCAAAAAUGAUGAAGAGUACGUAGAGGAUGGUGACGAUAAUGAUGAAACCAAUGGAUCACGUAGAAGCAAAAGGACAAAAAGGGCAACUAGAUCCUCCAGCAGACAAAGAACCAAAAGACAGCAAGAAAAUGAGGAAGUUGAAAAUAUAUCAGCAUCAAAGAGAACAAGGAGUAGAAGAUCUGUAAAAUCUGAAUCAACUUCAAAGAAUGAAGUUGCUCGACCAGCUCCAAAAAAGGCAAAAGCUUCGACAGCAAAAACUAAAUCGGCUAUAACUUCAAAAGUAACACCAAACUUGAAAUCGAAAAAGAAAAGUGAACCAAAGCCUGUGCUCUUUAAUUAUGAUGAUGACGAAGAUUGGAGUGUUGUUGGGUUAGGACCCCAGGACUUAUCUGUGAAUAAGCGUGUGAGUCCUUUGGUUAAAAAACUUUCACAAAAGAAAAAUAUUGAUAAGCAUAAUGAUUUGAAAUUAGAUAUACAGGAUAGAAUAGGAUCAGUAAAUAGUCUACUAUCAAACAUCUUUACAUCUUCAUUCGAAGAAGAACACAAUACAAAGAAAAAUGAUCUAGAAAUUAUAUUAGAUGAAUUAGAUAUUGCAAUUGGAAUGAGAGGACCUCAUAACGAGUUUAUAUCGGCAUUCAUAUCAAAUAGUGAAUUGUUGUUCAAUUUUAGAUUGUUGUUUAAUCUCAAAGGUCAGGAUUUGAAAAAUUGGUCUUUAUGGAAUGGGUUUCAAAGAAUUUUCAGGCAAAUAUAUGAACAUGAAUUUUUAUCCGAUAGCAAAGCUUGGUCCCUCCAUCCUGAAAACAAAGAAAUGAAUGAAAUACCUGACGUCGAUUCUAAUUUGAAGGUGGAGUAG
Maudiozyma saulgeensis is the source of this 1314-nucleotide messenger RNA. NCBI's taxonomy places the organism in Eukaryota, Fungi, Ascomycota, Saccharomycetes, Saccharomycetales, Saccharomycetaceae. The record is from the annotation of a GenBank genome assembly.